Molecule: messenger RNA, 2356 nt
Organism: Peromyscus maniculatus bairdii (prairie deer mouse)
Lineage: Eukaryota; Metazoa; Chordata; Mammalia; Rodentia; Cricetidae
Gene: Hdgfl2
Product: HDGF like 2
Molecular function (GO): histone H3K27me3 reader activity; histone H3K9me2/3 reader activity
Source: RefSeq, a predicted model, not a curated record
GCGGCCCGUGCGGACGCCUCCGCCCCUCAGGCGUCCGACUCCCGCCUCCGGCUUCGCCUCCCACCGCCGCCGUUGCUGCUUCCCGCGGCCUGGCCCUCCGCCGACAGCAUGCCGCACGCCUUCAAGCCCGGGGACUUGGUGUUCGCCAAGAUGAAGGGCUACCCGCACUGGCCGGCCCGGAUCGAUGACAUCGCCGACGGUGCUGUGAAGCCCCCACCCAACAAAUACCCCAUCUUCUUCUUUGGAACACACGAAACGGCCUUCCUGGGACCCAAGGACCUGUUCCCCUAUGACAAGUGCAAGGACAAGUACGGGAAGCCCAACAAGAGGAAAGGCUUCAAUGAGGGGCUCUGGGAGAUCCAGAACAACCCCCACGCCAGCUACAGCGCACCUCCGCCUGUGAGCUCCUCUGACAGCGAGGCCCCCGAAGCUGACCUAGGUGGUGGCAGUGAUGGGGACAAGGAUGAAGAGGCCCGGGGGGUCAUGACCGUGACAGCUGUGACCACCACAGCCACCAGUGACAGGAUGGAGAGCGACUCUGACUCUGAUAAGAGCAGUGACCACAGUGGCCUGAAGAGGAAGACGCCAGUCCUGAAGAAUUCAAGAGCACCAAGGCACAUAAGAGGGUCCCAUCUGGAAUCUGGAACCAGGACUGUCCAGCUGUUGACCCAGCCUGGCCCUGCCUUCCAGAUGUCAGUCUCUAAACGAGCUCGGAAAGCCUCCAGCGACCUGGAUCAGGCCAGUGUGUCCCCAUCGGAAGAGGAUUCUGAGAGCCCAUCCGAGUCAGAGAAGACCAGCGACCAGGACUUUACCCCAGAGAAGAAGACAGUAGCCCGGGCACCACGGCGGGGUCCUCCAGGAGGACGCAAGAAGAAGAAGGUGCCUGCAGCCUCAGAUUCAGACUCCAAAGCCGACUCAGAUGGGGCCAAGGAGGAGCUUGUGGCUGCAGCACGGCCGUCCCCAUCCUCCUCCUCGUCCUCUUCAUCCUCUUCCUCCGACUCAGAUGUGUCUGUCAAGAAACCCCCUCGAGGCAGAAAGCCAGCUGAGAAGCCACCCCCUAAGCCCCGAGGGCGGAGACCAAAGCCAGAACGGCCACCUUCCACCUCCAGCAGUGACAGCGACAGUGACAGUGGUGAGGUGGACCGCAUCAGUGAGUGGAAGCGGCGUGAUGAGGAGCGGAGGCGCGAGCUGGAGGCCAGAAGGCGACGGGAGCAGGAGGAAGAACUCCGGCGACUGCGAGAGCAGGAGAGGGAAGAGAAGGAGCGCCGCAAGGAGCGGGCAGAGCGUGGGGGCAGCAGUGGGGAAGAGCUGGAGGAUGACGAGCCUGUGAAGAAGCGCAGCCGCAAGGCCCGGGGCCGGGCCACACCAUCCUCCUCUGACUCCGAACCCGAGGGGGAGCUUGGGAAAGAGGGGAAGAAGUUGGCCAAGAAAUCCCAACAGCCAGGCUCAGAGUCUGCAAGGAAGCCCGGGCAGAAGGAGAAGAGAGGGCGGCCGGACGAGAAGCCACGAAACAGGCCUGUGAAGGUGGAGCGGACGCGGAAGCGGUCAGAAGGCCUCUCGCUGGACAGGAAGGGGGAGAAGAAGAAAGAGCCCUCUGUAGAGGAGAGACUGCAGAAGCUGCACAGCGAGAUCAAAUUUGCACUGAAGGUCGACAACCCAGACGUGAGGAGGUGUCUGAACGCACUGGAAGAGCUGGGGACCCUGCAGGUGACCUCUCAGAUCCUUCAGAAGAACACAGAUGUGGUAGCCACACUGAAGAAGAUUCGCCGGUACAAGGCCAACAAGGAUGUGAUGGCGAAGGCAGCAGAGGUCUACACCCGGCUCAAGUCUCGGGUCCUGGGGCCAAAGGUUGAGGCUCUCCAGAAGGUGAACAAGGCUGGAGCCGAGAAGGAACGGGCUGACGGCGAGAAGGUGGAGGAGCAGCCAGGGGAGCAGGCUCCCAGAGAGCUGGUAGAGGAUGAGCCCAGCACCGAUCUCUCAGCACCUGUGAAUGGUGAGGCUGCAUCCCAGAAGGGGGAGAGCACAGAAGACAGAGCACAGGAAGAUGGGCAGGACUCAGAGGACGGCCCACGGGGCGGCUCCUCAGAAGAGCUGCAUGACAGCCCUCGGGACAGCUCCGACCCCGCCAGGCCUGGGAGUGAGCAUCAGGAACAUGAGAGGGCGCGGCUGGCCUCCGAGUCUGCUGAUGAUGACGAGGACAGCUGAGCUCCAGCCACUAUGGCCAUGGUGCCAUGUCCGUCCCCAGCCUCCCAGGGAAGUGCUGCGCUGUUUGUAUUUGUGGCCUGGGCCUUUCUGCCUAGUUCUGUGACUUCGAUUGACAUGAAAUGGCUAUAAAGGUUUUAUAAUGAAAAAGAAA